CGCGCUCGUGUCAAACUGCCCACGCCUUCCCCUCGUCCUUCCGUUCUUGGACCCAUCCCACACCGGACCUCGGACACUUUCGGCGAGUUCCUGUACUUCGCGGCUGUCCACUCUCUUCUGCUCCAGACCACUCAGGUCUGCUUCUUCGUUUGCGCUUAACUCUGUAACUGAGAAGGCGUCUGCACAUUGUGAAAAGCACUCUCUAUCUGAAGCAAGCAAGCCUCAAGCUCGUCUUCAUAUCGUCGUCCGUUGAGUACGCGAACGUAUUGUGGAGUUUUCUUAGUCACGGGUAUACCAGAGAGAAAUCAUGCGUCCUUCUCCAACCGGGUCUCGUACUGGGCAGCAACACGGACACUCGACGAGCGCGCGAAGCGAGUCUCAACAACCACCGCAGCAGCAAGCAUCUCUUUCAGGGUCGCCACAACAGCAGCAAAACAGCUCAGAACUGGAUGAAGAGCGUACGACUCUGCAGGCGUUUCGGGCGCGGGUGGCGACCAACCGGCAACACGCUGCUGAGGAGCGUCUGCGUCGUGUCAACAGGGUCCUGCGCCGCGCAGAAGUCUCACGGGUGGCGAAUGCGUUGAAGAAGCGGCUCGAAUACGCAAAGCUCAAAGUGAGGCAUGGGUGGCAACAAAAAACGUUCGACGAAGUCAAAGCGCUGUAUAUGGAGUUAUGUGAGAAGCGGGAAGCUGAGGCUGUUGCCGCACGAGCCGCAGAAGCUCGGCAAGCUGCUCCACCUCCACCGCCUCCAAUAGCCGAGGGAGAGGAAAUCGACCCGUCCAUGGCAGCGGCAGCCAAUUGUCUGAUAGGCAUUUCUCAUCAGAACGACCAUCUGAUUCACAGGAAUGUAUCGCCUGAGAAGCCACCGGCGAAACUCGCGUUCACUCCAAUGCCUGCAUCGUCUCGCCAAUUCGCUCAUCAGCAUCCGUCACCUCCUGGCACAGAGGUGCAGAGCAACGGUAGUUCUGGUCAGAAUCUGGGCAGCAUCAUGACUCAGAAGCUCCGAGAGGAGACCGAUGCGUACUUUGCCAAGCUGGGCUUGCCCUCCCUCUCGGAAUUCACGGCUCUGCACACUCAAAACAGCGCCGCCAACAGCGAACUGCCCCCAGCUGCGCCUUCUGACACCUCAUCGUCGUUCAGAAGCAGUGCGCGUAAAGCAACCAGCGCGUACCACACCCAUCAUCACCAUCCGUACUUCCCCUCUCCGGCACCGUCCCCGAUAAUAUCACGCGUAACGUCCCCCACCAACCCGCAGUCUGCCACAUCGCUAGCCACGGCACCCGAAUCCUCCUCCUACAAGACUACAGGCGGGGUUAGGACUAAGCGAAUCAAGCUGACGGCACCACGAGCCCCCUCGUCGGCGGGGUUCGACACGAGAUCUCAGUCGUUCCAGUCGACGGACAUGCAAGUGGACCCGGACGCCGAGCAAGGAGCGCUGCUGCUCAUGAUGAUGCAGCGCCAGCACUGAUUUUGGGUGAUUUGCUGGCCAUUUUCCUCUCCCCGUCCUCUCGGUAUCUUUGCUCUCAAAAAGUUAAACCCACGCACAUUUUCUCAUGUCUUUCCCCCCAUUAUUUUCCAUUGACGGCUUUGGCCUUGAUGGAGGGAUUUUUCCACCUGUACUCCGGUCGAUCCCCCCCUCCUCGAUUUUGAAAUUCUUCCCCACUCUGCGAUAUUACUUGAGAAGUCGCACUGAUACUGGCAACAUUUGUUCAAAUACAUUAUGUGCCCACCUUUUUCCAAAAUUCAGAGUGAGAAGAUGGCUUGUGGCCUGUGUGCCGUCUCGAAGAGGGGCAAGGUUUCGGUUCGGUCAGCAC
Messenger RNA from Fimicolochytrium jonesii, 1814 nucleotides. RefSeq lists its product as uncharacterized. The record is from RefSeq and is a predicted model, not a curated record. The transcript has 3 exons. Lineage: Eukaryota; Fungi; Chytridiomycota; Chytridiomycetes; Spizellomycetales; Powellomycetaceae. Bases 308 to 1468 code for a protein of 386 amino acids.